AAAAAAAACCAGCCUCACAGUAGGAACUAGGUACUCCGUACUCCAAUUUUGAGCUUUAAUUGGAACAAACAAUGGCAGCAUCACUACUUUGAUUGGAAUAUCUCCUUCUUCUCCUGUUCUUCAUCGCAGACCGUACCGGUAGCGUCUCUGUUCGUUUCUUUUCAGUCGAAACCUUUUUUUUUGUUUUUUUGUUCUUCCUAGGGUUUCUGAUUUAGCCGUUGUGAAUCUUUCAAAUUGACGAUUGUUAUGGAUGAAAAUGCUUGUCAAGUUUCGAAUUUAGGUCUCGAUCCCAAUUUAGGCGGGUAUUUGAACACUGUAAACGGAGUGAUGAAACUCAGUGACUCUUCUAUGGACCCUAGUUUUGCCUCGUGCUUGAGCUCCAAUGGAGAUUCUCCUUUUGAUGAUGAUGAUUUCUCCGACACCGUGCUUAAGUACAUAAACCAAAUGCUUAUGGAGGAGGAUAUGGAGGCAAAGCCAUGUAUGUUCCAUGACCCUUUGGCUCUUCAAGCCGCUGAGAAAUCCCUUUAUGAAGCUCUCGGCGAAAAGUACUCGCCUUCCCCAAAUCAACCCCCUUUUUGUUGUGCUGAGAGCCCGGAUGAUUCCGUUGGAAAUAUCAGCUCUAGUUCUUGUUCCAGUACUGGCGUUUCUUUGAAUUCCGUUUCGAUGUUUGUUGAUCCGGCGGAAUUCAAGCCCCCUGCGUUGCCGAACCCCGUUCCUGCUGGUUUUGAUUUCCAGUCGAGUUCGUUAUCAUCGUCAAACUUUCCGUACAAUUCUAUAAGUGAGCUUUUGGUUCCGAAUUCAUCAGGUGAGAAUGAAUUGAUGUUGCAGUUCAAGAGAGGUUUGGAGGAGGGUAAUAAGUUCCUUCCUAAGGGAAAUCAACUUGUUACUAAUCUGGAUAACUUUGACUUGUCUCCGGAGUCGAAGGAAAAAAAGGUUUCAGAUGUAUUAGUCAAGGUGGAGAAGGAUGAGAGAGAUGAUUCUCCUAGCGGGUGGAGAGGGAGGAAGAAUCACGAGAGGGAAGAAACGGAUUUGGAAGAUGGUAGGAGUAACAAGCAAUUGGCUGUUUAUACGGAGGACGAUGAGAUAUCAGAGUUGUUUGAUAAGGUGCUGCUUUAUGGUGGGGGAAAAGAGGAAACUCCUGGCUCUACAUGUGAUGGAGCCUAUCAGGAUAAUGAAGCUAACGAGUCUACUCAGCAGGGUGGGCGAUCCAACGGAACUAGUAGCAGUAAGACUCGUUCCAGGAUACAGGACAAUAAUAAGGAAGUGGUCGAUUUAAGGACACUUCUGAUCUCCUGUGCACAAGCUGUCUCUGCGAAUGAUGUUAGAACUGCUAACGAACUAUUAAAACAGAUUAGGCAGCACUCAUCUCCCUUAGGUGACGGGUCUCAGAGAUUGGCCCAUUGCUUUGCGAAUGGCUUUGAAGCGCGUUUGGCUGGCACUGGAAGCGAGAUUUAUGCGGUUCUAGCCUCUAAAAGAACAUCUGCUGCUGAGACGCUGAAAGCUUAUCAAGCUUAUAUCUCUGCCUGCCCGUUCAAGAAGAUUGCAAUUAUCUUUGCAAACAACAUGAUUCAAAAAGCAGCUGAGAAAGCAGCAACGCUUCACAUUGUGGAUUUUGGUAUCCUCUAUGGCUUCCAAUGGCCUGCUUUCAUUCAUUGCCUCUCAAGAAGAUCUGGUGGGCCACCCAAGCUACGUGUAACGGGAAUUGACCUUCCCCAGCAUGGUUUUCGGCCAGAAGAAAGAGUUCAGGAGACAGGAAAUCGCUUGGCAAGGUACUGUGAGCGGUUUGGAGUUCCAUUUGAGUACAAUGCCAUAGCAAAAACGUGGGAGACUAUCCAAAUUGAGGACUUCAAGAUUGACAGCAAGGAGGUGCUUGCUGUGAAUUGUCUUCUUCGGUUUAAGAACUUGCUGGAUGAGACCGUUGUAGUAAACAGUCCAAGGGAUGCUGUUCUAAAGUUAAUCAGGAAGUUAAAACCUGACAUUUUUGUUCAUGCUAUUGUUAAUGGAUCCUACAAUGCCCCAUUCUUUGUUACACGUUUCCGGGAGGCACUAUUUAACUUCUCCUCGUGGUUUGAUGUGGCUGAUGCCACUUUAGCUCACGAGGAUCCGGUGAGAUUGAUGUUUGAGAAGGAGUUUCUUGGGCGGGAGGUUAUAAAUGUCGUAGCAUGUGAGGGCGCAGAAAGAGUUGAGAGGCCUGAAACAUACAAGCAGUGGCAGGUCCGGAGUAUGAGGGCGGGGUUCAGGCCGCUUCCUUUGGACUCGGAGCUCAUGAAGAAAUUAAAGGCUAAGGUGAAACAUGGGUACGACAGCGAUUUUGGGGUUGAUGAAGAUGGCAAUUGGAUGCUUCAAGGUUGGAAGGGCAGGGUCCUCCAUGCAUCCUCCUGUUGGGUACCUGCAUAGGACAUAGAAAUGCCAUCUUUCUGGUGACUUAAUUUACAAUAUUGGUUAAUGUGUAAUCUGAAUCCUCUUGUGUAUAUUAACAUGGAUUUGCCAUGCACUGGUGAUUUUAAUUAUAAUAUUGGUUAACGAGUACUCUGAAUUCUCUUGUACAUAUAUUAACAGAGAUUUGUCAUGCCCUGUUUCUGUUCUUUGUAGAUGCGCCAAAUAGAGAGCUUGCAAGGGCUAGUUUAGGGGGUUUCUUUAUUACUUCAUUUCUGGUUUCA
Messenger RNA from Morus notabilis, 2660 nucleotides. RefSeq names its product scarecrow-like protein 14. Bases 247 to 2397 code for a protein of 716 amino acids. The record is from RefSeq and is a predicted model, not a curated record. Gene Ontology annotation, cellular component: nucleus. Lineage: Eukaryota; Viridiplantae; Streptophyta; Magnoliopsida; Rosales; Moraceae. Gene Ontology annotation, molecular function: DNA-binding transcription factor activity; sequence-specific DNA binding. Gene Ontology annotation, biological process: regulation of DNA-templated transcription. The transcript is spliced from 2 exons.